AUGGUUCAACUCUCUCAAGCUGUGACUGCCGCCAUUCUGGCAACUGGUGUCUUUGCUCACCCAGGCGGCAACGUCAACAAGGAGAUUUUGAGGCGUCAAGCUCAUCUCGAUCAUUCUGAACGCCGCAAUGUUCAAUCAUGCAAAAGAGAUCUCAUCGGGAGUGGCUGGGUUAGGGAACAACACCAGAGGCGUGAGGCCAGGCUGCACGAACUUCGAGUUGCUGCUGGCUUUGCCCAGCCGGGAGACCUAGUUCGUCGAGAUGUUGGCGAGGUCGAAGAGGAGUACGGUGUCCAGGCUUCAUGCACCCUUGAUCCUGAGGCGACUGAGGGCCCAUACUGGGUCGUGGGUGAAUUGGUCCGCCAGGACCUACUUACUGGAGAGAAGGGUGCUAUCACACACUUAGACAUCAACGUUGUCGAUACUUCGACCUGCAAGCCUGUCACUGACGCAUAUGUUGAGAUGUGGGGUUCCAACUCUACUGGUGUUUACACUGGCGUUCAAUCCCGUGGCAACGGCGAUGGUGGCUCAUCAUCCCUAGUGAGCAAUGCGCUUCGUGGAUUGCAGCCGACCGGUGCGAAUGGAACGGCCACAUUCAUCACUGUCAUUCCAGGUCAUUACGUUGGUCGCACAAACCACUUGCACACUAUCGUUCACCACGGUGCCACCCUCCUCCCUAACAACACUAUUGCAGGCGGCACCAUCUCUCACGUUGGUCAGUUCUACAUCGAGCAGAACUUUCUCAAUCAGGUCGAGAAGACCGCACCAUACAACACGAACACUCAAAAGGUGACUACUAACGCCCAGGAUAUGCUCUUCAACAUGGGCAAGCAGGGUGGCGACGAUCCAGUAAUGAAGAUCUCGCUCAUCGGCAGCAAAAUUGAAGACGGCCUUUAUGCAACCAUCGAUGUUGGUGUGAACCCGAAAGCUAGGCGCAACCCGGCACCCGUGAAUAUGUGGACAUCCUCUGGAGGCAAGCCGUACCCGAAUAGCCCAUGGACUGGAUACCCCGACACGUAA
Molecule: messenger RNA, 1017 nt
Organism: Didymosphaeria variabile
Lineage: Eukaryota; Fungi; Ascomycota; Dothideomycetes; Pleosporales; Didymosphaeriaceae
Exons: 4
Coding region: 1-1017 (338 amino acids)
Molecular function (GO): oxidoreductase activity, acting on single donors with incorporation of molecular oxygen, incorporation of two atoms of oxygen; iron ion binding
Source: RefSeq, a predicted model, not a curated record